AUACUGAAUGCAACCCAGGCUGCAUAAGCAGGAAGUGUUCCAUGCACACGACAGUCAGUUGAUUUAAUGAAAUCGUUUUACCCCACGUGACUUGGACUUUACGGAAAAGAAAACUGACGAUGGCAGGAUCUGAGUCGUCAAGUAAAAUGCGUACAAAAAUGGCCUUUAUUGCUCUUUUAUUCGCCUUAUUUUCGACUGGAAGUUGUAGCAGUCAGGUACCACUUGUAAUGUGGUCCAGUGAAGGGUACACCUUACCACAGCUGGUAUCUCCCGCAGCUGGUCACAUAAUAUCUAAUGUCCAGCUGAUGGCCUACCUAAACUCUGCUCUGGGAUCUGCCCCACACAAUAUGCUGCUCUUCCUACAGGACAAGCUGAGCAAAGAUGACUUCACAAGGUAUGGAGGAGUUUUUGGAAACAAGCAAGACAGUGUCUUUCCUAACCUUGAGUCUGCGUUACAGUCUUCGUCUUCACCGUUGGUGCUGCCUGCCCUGUCAUGGCUAGGAGCUAGUGCGGUCCCAAGCCUGCUACAGGAGAAGCUGGGUGUUUCCCCACUCAGCGUAGACCCAGACACACUGGAGCAUCUCCGCUUCAAUGCCUCAGAAAACACUCUGCUGGUUAUCAACCUGCCAUAUUCUUCUGGUGCUUACCUGUCCUGUCAGGAUGUCUUGCGUAACAAUGAUGAGGUCAUUGGUAAGGUUCUGAGCAUCAUGAAAGCCCAGAGUGUGCCCUACACUGCCAUUUACACUGGACUCAAGCCCUCAAGAGUGAUUGAGGAGCCGUCCCUGAUUGUCCAGUCUUCUAUGAGCCGUUCCUUGCUGCAGGCAGUUGUGGAUGAGGUCAAACCUCCUCUGAUGUUCAAUUCCACCAGAGGCCCUUGCAUCAUGCUCUGGGCCCAGAAUCUAAACGUCAGCUUUAGUGACAAGGAAUGGAUUGAUCUCGGUCCAUCGACCUUUGCUUCUGGUGGCUCUGUGAGCAUGUCUGGGUCCUUCUGUAAUGAAACCAACUCCCAGCUUGUCCUUGAUUAUGGGAGUUCUGUUUCACCUUACAAUCCAUUCCGUCUCAUCUUCUCCAUGAGCCAGCGGCGCUAUCCUGUGUCUGCACGGAACUGGUUCACCCUGGACACUGUGCAAUUGGUAUUCAACACCCUAACAGCCACCUACAAUGGCAGCCACGGAAUCUAUGCCCCGGCAGAGUACUCUUUCCACUGCCAGAAUGUCAACAACUUCCGCAAUGCACUUCUAGUGCCCCGCGCUCAGAAUGCCACCCAGUGGAGAAUCCUCUUCACUGACUUCCAGAUCCAAGGCUUCAGCAUACUGAAUGGGACAACAGAUUUCUCCUAUGCCAGUGACUGUGCUGGCUUCUUCACACCAGGGAUCUGGAUGGGCCUGAUCACCUCUCUGCUGAUGCUGUUGAUCCUCACCUACGGCCUGCACAUGAUCAUGCAGCUACGCUCCAUGGACCGCUUUGACGACCCUAAAGGCCCCUCCAUCUCAGUGCCUCAGUCGGAGUAAUGAAGACGAGACAAUGCCCCCUAGACUGCUCGUGCUGUCUUUCCUAUUGUCAUGUGACAAUGUUCCCUCCACUUUGAUUUGUUCAAUAAAUUCUAUUGUCAGUUGCUUUAGCCACCUCCCCGUUCUGAUUACCAGUUCAGCCAUCCCAUCCCCUUAGCCUUUAUUCUGUUUGUAUUACACAAACAGUCAUUUAACAGAUGCUCUUGUCCAGAGCGACUAACAGGAGCAAUUAGGGUUAAAUGCCUUGCUCAAGGGCACAGACAGAUUUUUCGCCUAGCUGGCUCUGGGAUUUGAACCAGCUAACUUUCGGUUACUGGCGCAACACUCUUAACCUCGAGGCUACCUGCCACCCAAGGGGGUACGUUCCUUUACCUCUCUUCAUUUGCACUUGCCCAAAGAACUGUAUAAUGUACUGUAAAUGCCUCCCUUUUCCCUUGAUACCUAAUCAGCUCACGCAUGUGCCAAUAAAAGGGGUUUGUUUGUACAGGAAAGCUUUUGAUGCCAAUUCAGUGGCAGUUUGUGGAACUGAUUUUGGUUAUUUCGCUUGCAUUGUAAAUUUCUCAGCUGUGUAAUUUAAAGACUAAUGCAAGAAUUGCCUGUAAAUAUUAAGUUGAAUUUAUGUGUGCAGACUUGAUGUUUGUGGGCAUUUGAGAAUGCCUACCCUAAAUUUUGCUGUUGGAAAUGCAUAGUAGGAUGAAAUGUGAGAAAAGAAUGCUCUGAAAAUUAUGCUUUGUUUCAAAAGACCGUUUUACUCAAUGUUGGCAUUUUUUCAUUGACAUCUGUGAAAUUUAAAUAAAAUGUCAAAACUA
Messenger RNA from Oncorhynchus kisutch (coho salmon), 2320 nucleotides. RefSeq names its product V-type proton ATPase subunit S1. The transcript is spliced from 10 exons. NCBI's taxonomy places the organism in Eukaryota, Metazoa, Chordata, Actinopteri, Salmoniformes, Salmonidae. The coding region runs from base 120 to 1511 and encodes 463 amino acids. Gene Ontology annotation, cellular component: proton-transporting V-type ATPase complex. Gene Ontology annotation, molecular function: ATPase activator activity. The record is from RefSeq and is a predicted model, not a curated record.